CUUGCGUCCCCGCGUGUGUGCGCCUUCUCUCAGCUGGUCUGCCCGAGACCCCCUGAGCGUGAACCUUAGUUCCCCGCGCGGCGCCAUUUCCACUCCGACAAGGUACAGAAAAAAGGCCGUGGACGCCGGCGUGGGAGGAGACCGGGAGUUGGGGGUGGGGCGGGCGUUUCCCGGCAGGAGCGAGGCAGGGAGGGGACGGACGGAGCUGAGGAAAGCGAUGCGACGGACGGGCGCUCCCACCCAGGCGGACUCUCGGGGGCGAGGGCGAGCCAGGGGCGGCUGGCCCGGGGCCGAAGCGACGCCCUCUCUCCCUCUCGGCGGAAGCCGAGGACGGGAGUCUCAGAUGAAAGAAACAAUCAUGAACCAGGAGAAACUCGCCAAACUGCAGGCACAAGUGCGCAUUGGUGGGAAAGGAACUGCUCGUAGGAAGAAGAAGGUGGUUCACAGAACGGCCACAGCAGACGAUAAGAAACUGCAGUUCUCCUUAAAGAAGUUAGGGGUGAACAACAUCUCUGGUAUUGAAGAGGUGAACAUGUUUACAAACCAAGGAACAGUGAUCCAUUUUAACAACCCUAAAGUUCAGGCAUCCCUGGCAGCAAACACCUUCACCAUUACAGGCCACGCUGAGACAAAGCAGCUGACAGAAAUGCUUCCCAGCAUCCUCAACCAGCUUGGUGCAGACAGCCUGACUAGUUUAAGGAGACUGGCUGAAGCUCUGCCCAAACAAUCUGUGGAUGGAAAAGCACCCCUUGCUACUGGAGAGGAUGAUGAUGAUGAAGUUCCAGAUCUGGUGGAGAAUUUUGAUGAGGCUUCUAAGAAUGAGGCAAACUGAAUUGAAGCAACUUCUGAAGAAGGUGAUACUUGCAGAAAUUACAGGAGCUGCUAUUUUAUAUCAUGACUGCUUUUUAAAAUUUUUUUGUUUAUUAUGGAUCUGAUAAAAUCUAGAUCUCUAAUAUUUUUAAGCCCAAGCCCCCGGACACUGCAGCUCUUUUCAGUUUUCGCUAUACCUAAUUCAUUCUUUGCGGCAAAUAAAGCUGAAGAAGCCUGGGAAUAAAGUUUGGAAAGGGUUAAUAAAAUUCUUUGCCUAGUA
This is a messenger RNA of Mus musculus (house mouse), 1090 nucleotides long. RefSeq names its product basic transcription factor 3 (gene Btf3). NCBI's taxonomy places the organism in Eukaryota, Metazoa, Chordata, Mammalia, Rodentia, Muridae. The coding region runs from base 218 to 832 and encodes 204 amino acids. The record is from RefSeq and is marked validated. The transcript has 6 exons. Gene Ontology annotation, cellular component: nucleus; cytoplasm.